GAGAAAAAAUGUCUCCUAUAUUAUCUGGUUCGCACUAAAAAUUACAGAUAAUAAAUUAAGGAAAUUUCAAAAAAGGCCAUUCGCACUUAGAGGACGUAUUAAAUUAGAGUAAUAACAUUAGGUGUUCGUUAAUGUGGGUAUCUAACAAACAUAUCAAAUUAAACGUCGUUUUUCAUCAAACUGUCGCAAUGAUUAUGCGCCAAGUUGGAAAACUGCCCCAAAAUGCGACGUCGUUACAAAGACAAAUUUCUACCGACUGUUUAUAUGUCUCGACAUUGUGUGGACGAAUGUGACUUGUGAGGACUGACUUGGAAUCGCAGGGUGCGCACUUUUUUGGCGCAGAGUUUAUCCCUGAGACUUUUUCAAGGAUACCAAAAUUCAACUUCUCCCAUAUCUCAUCUCUUACGAUUUCAGGGUGGUACUCCUGGAUCGCUAUGUUUUGUAACUUUAUGUUUCAGAAUUAACAAUGGAAAUUAAAGUUGACUAAAACACAGAAUUCAACAAGAAGGCACGAAACGAAAGAUAGCUAGUUACGAAUUCAAAGCUAGCUAGAAUAUGUUUUUACUAUAGAAACUUUAUUAUUUGUUUUGGUAAUUUCUAUUCAUUUAAGCUCACUAGCUAGUUAACAUGUUGGGUGUAGCUCUAGCUGGGUUGAUAUGUCCAAGAGGUUUUGGGUUCAAUCCCCAAAUAAGGUUGUUGUCAAGUUGGGCAAAAAUUACAAAAAGAUUUCAAAAGCACACUAUAGAACUUCUGCAUUUCCUGUUAUUUAUGUAGUUUGCAGUAUUUAGUGUGUAAUCCAGAAAUUUAUAUAAGGGCUAUUCUAUCCCAAAUGAGAAUUUUAUUAAGGUAGUUUGGAGUAAUGUUAUGGCGCCGUAGAUUAGUUUGUGGCGCCGUAGAUUAGUGGUUAUAGCUCUCGUACUCUGUGCGGGAGACCGGGGUUCGAUUCCUCUUGACGGCGAUUCAACAUGGGCGAGUGAAUGUUACCAUAGCCCCGGGUUAACCCAAGCCAUGUGAGGGAAAUUGGGAAGAUGGCACACUGUGUGGGCCGUUGGAUGUUGCCGGGAGUUGUCUAGUAGAGCGCGGGCUCCAAUUGGGUCUGCGUAGCUCAAAAUGAGCAUUAAAUACUCUAGGACUCUCCAUCUACGCCAUGGCCCCUCCUGGAAAUAAUAGACAGGGUAUAUCCCUCGAUAUUUGUGAGGCUAGCCAUGUAAAAUAUGCACAUCUAUCUAUCUAUCUAUCUAUCUAACAAAAUUAAGUUAGUUUCUAUUACAUUUUUCUCCAAUUAUUUUACUUUUCGAAGUGCUGGUAAUUGAAUUUCUGGAAGUUGAUAGAAAAUUAUACAUUAUUUAUCUCUUAUAAUAAUACAGAGAGUGUGUGUGUCUGUGACAGGCAAAGUGAAUGUGUUCAUUUUCUUUAAAGGAGUGGUCCUACGAAAUUUUCGAUUUUUUUUAUUUGUUCUUUGGAUUCUCCGAUAUUCAAUUAGUAUAAGUUUUUAUUCCUUUUUUUGAAAAAUUGUUUAUUGAUCUUUUAAUCAAUGUGCAAGGAUUUUCUUUUUAUUAAGAACCUUUUGCUGUGACGUCAUAAUUGGCGAUGUUAGUUUCGAAAAGCUUGAUACUCAGAUCACAUAUAUGAACACAGACAUAAUGAAGAAGAAUUAGAGUAUGAUAUUAUUGAAGCAGAAAACAAUUUUGGAGAAGAUGAGAACGGUGAUAAUGAGAUGGAAACCUUUGAUGAGCUUUUUACAGGCACAGGGCUGCAACUUUUUUUAAUUCGAGACCACCAAAUAAGAUGAUAAUACAAACAUUGUAGCUGAGAGAGAAACGAUAUUUUUAGUACAUAUAUAUAAAACAUUGGGAAAGUUUUGUGUUGGGAGAAACGAAUGGUGCAAGUGCGAUAACUGCAAGACUGAAACUAGGGAGAUUGAUUGUCUUUGUUGCACAGAAGUGGAUGAAUUAACAGACAAACAAUUACAAGGGUUAAUAAAUAUGGUAGGUGGUGUACACACUGUAGUUUUCAAGCUGUAGAAGAAAUGAAAACGUUAAUAUUGACCCUUUUAGCGAUCCUUUUAAAUAUAGAGUUUGAAAAGGCAUCAUUAGUUAGACUACAAUCUAAUGGGAUAGUUGGAUUAUCAAAUACUUGGGUAGCCACAGGAGAUUUUUGUUUUUCAUCAUGGAAUUUUGAAGAUUCAAAUCCGGAUGAGAAACUUUGGCAUACAUGUCUCGCUACCUCGAAUCCAAAUCAAAAUUGUAAUCUCACUACAGCAGUGUAUUCCAUUGACAAUGCCAGUAUAAUAUUUCUAAAAACAAAAACAUCUGUACGGUUAUGUUCCAGCAUAAAAACUACUGUACAAUGUCGUCACAAAUUAAAGGUGUUCUUAAUUACAACAUUCAAAAAUGGUACCCAAGUAACUACUUCCUUGGAAUCAAUUCCAACUGCUCCAAUACCAAAGUCUGUGGUGUCAGGUGAUUACUUUACACAUACUGGCAUUAUACAACUGGAAAACAUGCAUAAUGUAAAAACGAUUCAGCUAAUUUUUAACGCAAAACAAAAUUGUGCAAGGCUUUUAGUGGUUGAUUUAUAUUACUACAAUUGUCCUGUGGAGACAGACAAUUUACUUUCGUUUGUUGAAGUUCGUGCACCAAAUAAAGCUACUGGUCAUGUUAAGCUUUUAGGAAAAUGUACUGAUUAUUCAGAGUCAGUUACCAACAAGGAAAAAACUUUGACAUGUUAUUAUAAUGGAAGCUAUACAGUUACUGGUAGCUGUCAUUGCAUAAAAGGUUACACCAAAGUAGGAGUAAAAUGCAAAGAUUGUGCUGAAUACGAAUUCAAAACUAAAAGUGGAAAUGAGGCUUGCUUAAAAUGCGGAAACAAUACAAUACGUAAACUACCUCCAAGGUUAUCAUGUCCUUGUUUGAAUGGCUAUUACAGAGAAAAUGGUAAAACACAGGAUUUUGCAACAGGUUGUUACAAACCACCUGGAAAACCACUGCAUUUGACUGUGAGUGAAGUAAAAAGUAAUUCUGUGUAUUUGACUUGGAAAGCUCCAAUUGCAGGAUCAAAGCCCCUUGAUAACUAUGUUGUGGACUGUAGUAAUUGCCCCAAAGAACAUGACCAAUUCCCGUUAAGAACGAAACAGCUUUACAUCAACAUCACUGGUCUAGGGGCAUUUGCUAAUUACACAUUCCUUAUAUGGAAUGAAAAUUUAGUGACCAACCUGACAGCAAAAACUAAUUACUCGGAGAUCAAAACUCGAACUGGUUUGGGAAAACCUGGCAUGGUUCGUAAUGUCGAGUUUGUUACAAAUAACGAUGGUUCAGUUACAUUUACAUGGGAUCGUCCAUUUGUACAAGGUGGGCCUAAUCCAGUGUACGUUUUUCAAUACGAUGGAGAGCCUGAAAUAACCACAAGUCCUACUUUUACUAUACCUACUGGAACACAAGACAAGACUUACACUGUCAAGAUUUAUACACAGGUUACGUUUAAUGGUAAGACAAUGCGAAGCGAAGAAUAUUCUCAAAGUGUGCGGGUAAAAGGUGGAAUAUCUUUGACUCUUGCAAUUGGAGCCUCAAUUGGAGUGAUCAUAUUUAUAGUGAUUGUUCUUAUUUUGGCUUUUUGUUAUUGGAGAAGAACCCACCCCUCUUAUCUACAGGUUGUGCGUAUGGAAGAUGGCACUGUGAAACUGCCUGGCAGAAUGUUUCCAGGUGGAAAGUUGUAUGUUGAUCCUACCACCUACAAUGAUGUUGAUGAUGCUGUCCAAGAGUUUGCAUACGAGCUGGACCGUAAAGAUGUCAAAAUUGGCAAGCUGCUAGGCGGUGGUGAAUUUGCAGAAGUCUACAAAGGAACUUUGUUUAGAAAUGGGAAAAGUCUAAGUGUUGCCAUCAAAACACUAAAAGCUGGUGCAUCAAAACGUGACAGAGAUGAUUUUCUUGGAGAGGCAGCGAUCUUAGGACAGUUCUCCGACGCAAAUGUAGUCAGUUUAGAAGGAGUUAUCUUAAAAGAUCGUCCCAAUAUUAUCGUUCUUGAAUUUAUGUCGAACGGUGCCUUAGAUAAAUAUUUGCAGAUAAAUGACAUGCAGUUCACGGUAUUACAGUUGCUUGGUAUGGCACGAGGAGUCGCGUCUGGAAUGAAGUAUCUAUCCGAGCUGGGCUUUAUACAUAGGGAUCUUGCUGCAAGAAAUAUACUUGUUAAUGAACAAAAGGUUUGCAAGGUGUCCGACUUCGGUAUGAGUCGUGAAAUCAAAGUCGACGAGACGUACGACACGCAAGGUGGUAAAAUUCCGGUUCGAUGGACAGCUCCCGAGGCUAUUCAAUUCAAGAAGUUCACUACAGCUUCUGACGUGUGGUCGUACGGUGUGCUACUUUGGGAGAUUAUGUCAUAUGGUGAAAGACCUUAUUGGGAUUGGGGAAAUUAUGACGUACUUGAACGAUUAAACGCAGGAUACAGACUUCCUCCGCCGAUGAGCUGUCCGAAAGUAAUCCACGACUUUAUGUUGCAUUGUUGGAACAAGGACCGCACUAAACGACCGAAAUUUGGAGCAGCAAGAGAUCAACUGGAGAAGUGGAUUCGAAACCCGGAUUUACUUCAAGAAAUUGCAUCAGUUAUAACAAAAACCGAUGAAAACCUUGACUACACAGUAUUGCAAACCAUUAACAAAUGGUUAGAAGCGAUUGGUAUGUCGCGAUAUACGCACAACUUCAUCGAUCAAGGUUUCGCAACGCCACGUCAAAUCUUAGAUCUAACACUAGAGGACUUAGAGGCGUUGGGAAUUGCUCCGAUCGGUCACAGGAAAAAGGUUUACAAGGCUAUACAAAACACGAAAAUUCAGGUUGAAGCGCGCCACAACAGCGUGUCUAAACGAAAAGAGGCGGUAAACGUAUCGAAAAAUAAACCGAUUUGAUUGGUAAAGCUGUUGCUUGGAUACGUAAUGAUUUUUAAAUUUGUUAACCAAUCGUAAUUUUUGUUUGCAAAUUUUCUGACGUAUUAUUUUUUUAUGAAAACAUCAUAUAUGAAUACUCAGUGUUUUAAAAAAAUUUUUGCGAACUAAGUUUCUAGAUUUAGAAAGUCACGGCACUUUUUUUUUGUAAGAACACUCCCUUUACUUCAAGGACAGCGUCAUCUGCGACGGAGAAAAUAUAAUAUUUUUUUAGUGCACAUGUGAGAUCAGGGUAAACCCUCAAAUACAAAGUUGUCGUUCUCCAUUCGACUCAAAAAGUACUAUUUUGAGGUUGCUGGUAGAAGGUGGAAUUAUUUAACGAAGUAAAAAUGUCUCAUAAAAAUAUUGCUGAUAAAAGCAAACACGAAAAGCGAGUAUAAUUUUUUCUGCCAGUUUCGAUUUUUUUUUCUCCCGCAAUUUUUGACAGUGACUAUUUUUGUUUCAUGAAUUUAAUUUCAUGUCGAUUUCGUUUAAUUUUCCGUAAUUUUUGGCGCGUUUUUUAUACGACAGGCUUUCAUAAAAAGAUGUUGAUAAUGUCGUUCGCAGAUAGACCUUGUCCUUUUUUCGUAAACUCCCUGAUAAACUGAUAAAAGUCUUGCGUUCUUGCAAAGUUUGUUUUUAUUAAAAAAAAAAAACCCGUGUUUCGUGCUAAAUUUUAUUCAGCCUUUUGACCAAAUAUCCUUAAGUGUGUCAGGUAUCGCAUACAUAAUAUAAAUUUAUUUUUAAACGAGUUGUUUGUCACAUGAUUGUACAUUAUCAUAGAUUAUAUAAGAAUGAGUUUUUUUGUAACUUUUUUCAUUUUUUUACACAAGUAUUUUUUAAUUCUGCGUUCUCAAUAAAGAAGGCUUCAGUAAUGGCUUAGUGAACUGCUUUAAGUAGAUCUAGCUCAAACUCUCGUUAAGAUUGAAAUGUUCUUAAAAUUUACGCUGGUGAAACUCGCUAUUAUUUUGCCUUCUUCUUUAUACGUCCGCAAACUACGUUAGUUUUUUAUAUAUAAUUUUUUUACUUUAAUUUUUUCCGUAAUUUACCCUCAAACUAUUUUUGUGCGACGAUUUUUAUAUUUAUUUUUCUUUAUUUUUUCACUCUCUAUUUUUUAAGUUUCAAACUAUUUUGUAUUUAAAAUAUAUCAAUCAUUUGUUCCUGGGCUAGAACGAUUGGCGCCGAAUGCAUGUUUUUUUUCCAUUGGCAUUGAUCAGUAGAAUCUGUAUAUAUUUACUGUAUGUAUUUCUCGAACAUUAUGAUUUUCUGUCAUGCUGCACUGAUGGAUGUUGAUCUUAUUUUUUAGUUUUUAGUCAUGACUUAAAAGAUAGGCGAGUUUAGUGUGAUUUACCAACCACGUCUGAAGCUAAUGUCAUUACACUUUAGCACACUUUAGAACCUCUCACAUUGUUCUCCAUCAGAUGCAGUGAUUGUGUAAUUUGUACAUCGAGUGUUAAUUAAAAUUGAUUGAUGUGUACCGUAAUUAUUUGCUUAAGUGCCAUGGCGUUUAUUUUGGGUGAGGUGCUUACCCAUGGCGUGAGAUUAUUGUUGAUUUAGUCUCAACCUGUACCUCUCAAUAGUUUUCUAUUCUUUGAUGUUUCUGGAAAAAAUUAUGUGCGUAAACUACAACCUCGUUCUCAGAGCUUUUUGUUGCGAUAUUCUUGACAUAACACAAGUGAAAUAAGUACUGCACGAGCAACUCCCACAAAAUAAACGCCACAUUUUAUAUUAUGGUAAAACACUUACGCAAACACGUUUGGGCGUUUAAUCGAAUAAUUACAGUAUAUUUUGGCUGGCUUACAUCUUUCGUGACAAUUGUUAGUAUGUAGAAAUUUAUAAUUUAAUUUACUUCUGUACAGUCAGUAUUUUCAACGAUUUCAAAGAAUAAUCCAGAUAGCA
Hydractinia symbiolongicarpus is the source of this 6811-nucleotide messenger RNA. Its product is annotated as ephrin type-B receptor 1-B-like. The transcript is spliced from 16 exons. The coding region runs from base 2030 to 4897 and encodes 955 amino acids. Gene Ontology annotation, molecular function: transmembrane-ephrin receptor activity; protein binding; ATP binding. NCBI's taxonomy places the organism in Eukaryota, Metazoa, Cnidaria, Hydrozoa, Anthoathecata, Hydractiniidae. Gene Ontology annotation, biological process: protein phosphorylation; cell surface receptor protein tyrosine kinase signaling pathway; axon guidance. The record is from RefSeq and is a predicted model, not a curated record. Gene Ontology annotation, cellular component: plasma membrane; neuron projection.